AUGACUUCUGCAAGUAUGUUUUGGCAAGAUACUCUCCGAGAUUGUAAAAUCGAUCAUUCGUUAUCAUUACCAUUUGAUCGAUAUCGUAUUUCUGAUAAACACCGAACUAGUCGUGGAAUAUCUGUCAGUUUCGAUUUUUGUGAAGAUAUUUCGAAAUCACUUGUCACUUAUUCAUCGUUGAAUGAUGUCACACUUCAACAACUCGCACUUGCAAGUUAUUAUGCAUUCUUAUUCAAAUUGACUAAUGGAGAAAGUGAUUUAUGUAUUGAAAUAAAUACAGAUGGAAGAUAUACAAAAUAA
Molecule: messenger RNA, 300 nt
Organism: Rotaria sp. Silwood1
Lineage: Eukaryota; Metazoa; Rotifera; Eurotatoria; Philodinida; Philodinidae
Source: the annotation of a GenBank genome assembly